Messenger RNA from Macrosteles quadrilineatus (aster leafhopper), 3042 nucleotides. RefSeq lists its product as uncharacterized. The record is from RefSeq and is a predicted model, not a curated record. Bases 1 to 3042 code for a protein of 1013 amino acids. The transcript is spliced from 2 exons. Lineage: Eukaryota; Metazoa; Arthropoda; Insecta; Hemiptera; Cicadellidae.
AUGGAUGCAGAAAAUUUUAAGCGCAAGGUUUCUGCCUUGAAAAGAAAAUUAUCAGAUAGUGCUAAGGAAGUCCAAACUAUUAAUGAGAAGGGUAGGGCAGCUCUCAAAGAUCCUGCUCAAGUGAACUUAUUCAAGGGUAUGUUUAAGGUGUUAGAGAAAUAUUUUUCCAAAUUUGAAACUCUUUGGGAUGAACUUAUUGACCUACAUGAAGAUGAAGGAAAAGUCUCAGAAUUUCCUGUCGAAGCAGAUCUGACAAUGCAAACUAAGGCCAAACGUUAUUACUACGAGGCACACACAAGCUAUGAGGCACUUAUGGCUCUUGUUCAGACAACAUCACCUCCCUCACGCCAAAGCAUUAAUCCUAAUGAAUCAGUUAUAUCAUCUGAAAACAGAUCAAAUAAAAUUUUACCUCGGAUCAAUCUGCCCCACUUCAACGGACAAAUUACAAACUGGCCUAAAUUCCAUUCUGCGACCAGAGAACAGUUUGAACUUCAACACAAAGAUAAAGAUUUUCCUGUCUUUGAUGAUCUUACAAAGUUUCUACGGGAACGAUGCCUAGCAUUACAGCUCACCCUUGGAAAUUCUCAUCAAUCCUCACAUGACAAUAACGCUGCGAAGCCUAGUGGCGCUAUUAAAGGAUAUAAUACUAGAUCUUCUAGCCGUGGUAUGCGAGCUACACUCUUGGCUAACUCACCAGGAAAUAACAUGCAAUCGAAAGAUAACAAUAAAGGUUCCACAUGCUUUGUAUGCAACAGUGGUAGUCAUACACUCUGGAGAUGUAAAGAUUUUAUGAAUGCAACAGUUGAUGAGCGACACAAGAUGUUAAAAAAUUGGCAUGGAUGUAAAAAUUGCUUGUAUGCCAACCACACUAUAGGAAAGUGUAACUCAAAGUGGACUUGUAAAUUUUGCAAGAAGAGACACCACUCGUUACUACAUAUUCCAACCUCAGCUGAUGAAGAACCGAAAGAUAAUGCUACUAGUGUACCAACUUCGUCUUUGACUGCAACUCUUCCUCAACAUAGCAACAUAUUGCUGGGUACUGUUGUUGCUGAGAUGAAAGAUGAUUCAGGAAGAUUUCAACCCAUACGUCUAGUGAUAGACUCAGGAAGUCAACAUUCCUUCAUAACUCACAAAUGCCUCACCAAACUUGGUUUAUCGACAACUCCAUAUCCAAAGAAGAUAUCGGCUAUUGGCCAGACCAUAUUUGAUGGUGCAAAAGGCAAGGCACUUUGUCAUCUGAAGCCAAAAAAUCAGGAAACCCCUAUCCUCAAAACAGAAGCUGUUGUGAUCAACAAUAUUACUUCAUACCUACCCAACUUCACUAUGCCUUCUAACUUAUGGUCGGAAUAUACCAAAUUUGAACUAGCAGACCCUAAGUUUUGGGAACCUGGACCUAUUGAGUUUUUAUUGGGCUCUGACUUGUUUCCAGAUGUUUGGCUUGGAUCUUCGAUUACUCUUCAUGAAAACCAACCCAAGCUGUUUGCAUCAGUCUUUGGCUACAUUGCUAUUGGGAGAGUUCUUGACUGUCAAUCAUCCACUAAUAUGAAUGCUUCUUUCUUCACCCUUGCUUAUGAUAAAGAUGAUAUUCAUAAUCAGCUGCAACGAUUUUGGGAACUCGAGGAACCUGCUUCUAUCCCAGUCCAAGAAAACCCAGAAGAUUUAGCUUGUGAAAAGCAUUUUACGGAGACUCACUACAGACUUGAGAGCGGCCAGUACGUUGUUCGCCUACCGUUUAAAAGUGAGCCAAAGCAUCUUGGUGACUCUGAAAGAAAUUCUCUGAAAAGAUUAUACAGCUUAGAAACAAAACUGACAAAGAAUCCUCUACUAAGGUCUGAAUACUGCAAUUUCAUGAAUGAAUACCUUGAACUGGAACACAUGAGCCCCACAUCAUCUACUUCAAAAUAUGUGAUCCCGCACCAUUCCGUUACUAAAGAAGAUCGCUCACAGAUUAAGCUCAGAGUAGUAUUUGAUGCUUCUUCCCUUACUGACUCUAACACGUCUCUAAACAACCAUCUUAUGAUAGGCCCAAAGUUACAGCAAGAUAUCAAAGGUAUCUUGACCAGAUUUAGGAUGUAUCCAGUAGUUUUUGUGGCUGAUAUAAUAAAAAUGUACAGGCAGAUUUUAGUUCAUCCCUCUGAUAUUGUAUAUCAACACAUUUUCUGGAGAUUUGAUCCUUCUGAAGCUAUUCAGAAAUAUGAACUGAAUACAGUAACGUAUGGUACUACCUCUGCACCUUUUUUAGCUUUGAGAGUCAUGAAACAGCUAGCAACCGAUGAAGUGACUGACUAUCCACAUGCAGCAAAGGCUAUUCUUCAAGACAUGUAUGUCGACGAUCUUGUCACUGGUGCUUCUACUGUUGAUGAAGCCUUGAAACUCAAGGAUGAAGUAAUCAAUCUUUUACACAAAGGUCAUUUUGGUCUAAGUAAAUGGGCCAGUAACUCUCAGGAAAUUUUAAAUGCAAUCAAUCCUUCAAAACAUAUCAAACAGAUCAACCUCUCAUCUAGUGAAGAUUCAAAUGUCAAGAUCCUAGGACUUCAAUGGAACCCUUCAAGCGACACGUUUGCAUACCAGAUUGAACAAUUUACCCCUGUGUUUACUAAAAGGGCCAUCCUAUCAGCUGUGGCAAAGAUUUUUGAUCCUCUAGGAUUCGUUUCUCCUGUGAUAAUGAUUGCAAAGUGCAUAAUACAAAGCCUAUGGAAAUUGAAGCUGGGCUGGGAUUCGGAAAUCCCAACUAACUUGAAGACUCUAUGGAAUGAUUUGACUACUCAGCUAGAGAAACUGCAACAUCUUAGUAUUCCAAGAUUUGUAACAUCUGACAAACCAUACAAAUUGCAAAUAGUAGGAUUUGCUGAUGCUUCAGAAAAAGGAUAUUGUGCUGCACUGUAUCUGAGAGUUAUUAGUGACAAAAUAACUACAAACCUUCUAACAGCCAAAACUAAGUUAGCCCCAAUCAAGACACUGUCGCUUAGAGUUGUGUGGAGCCUACCUGCUUGCAACAAUGUUCCACUCUGUUAUGGAAACCCUCAGCCAAUUUGCCAGUAA